Molecule: messenger RNA, 2590 nt
Organism: Malania oleifera
Lineage: Eukaryota; Viridiplantae; Streptophyta; Magnoliopsida; Santalales; Ximeniaceae
Product: double-strand break repair protein MRE11
Exons: 24
Coding region: 204-2378 (724 amino acids)
Biological process (GO): mitochondrial double-strand break repair via homologous recombination; meiotic DNA double-strand break formation; double-strand break repair via homologous recombination
Cellular component (GO): Mre11 complex; nucleus
Molecular function (GO): manganese ion binding; DNA endonuclease activity; 3'-5'-DNA exonuclease activity
Source: RefSeq, a predicted model, not a curated record
AAAACAAUUUUGCGCGUCCACCUUCUUUUGGGAGGCAUGGCGUACUAACAACUCACAGUCCCUUUUAAAUUCCCCGCCGGCGCCCCAACUGGCCACCGUUCUCCAACUCAGUCGCCUGCAUUUGUUUCUGCGAGAAGGCAUGCUGUGCGAAAGGGCUUAAUUAAAGAUUGAAGCUCAGGUUGAAGGGGUGGAAUUUUGUCAGUAUGGGAGAUUUGUCCAGGGAGGAUGCCAGAAAUACACUCCGGAUACUAGUUGCUACGGACUGCCAUCUGGGCUAUAUGGAGAAGGAUGAAAUACGUCGGCAUGAUUCAUUCCAAGCAUUUGAGGAAAUUUGCUCAAUAGCAGAGCAGAAACAGGUGGAUUUUUUACUUCUUGGUGGUGAUCUUUUCCAUGAGAAUAAGCCUUCAAGGUCAACAUUAGUCAAGGCCAUUGAGAUUCUCCGUCGUUAUUGCCUUAAUGAUCAACCAGUGCAGUUCCAAGUUGUCAGCGACCAGACUGUGAACUUCGCAAACUCAUUUGGUCAUGUAAAUUAUGAGGACCUUCACUUUAAUGUUGGUUUGCCAGUGUUCAGUAUACACGGAAACCAUGAUGACCCUGCUGGAGUGGACAACCUUUCAGCAGUCGAUAUACUUUCAGCAUGCAAUCUUGUGAAUUAUUUUGGGAAAAUGGUACUUGGAGGUUCUGGUGUUGGUCAGAUCACUCUUUAUCCCAUCCUUAUCCGAAAGGGUUCGACGGCUGUGGCUUUAUAUGGCCUUGGGAAUAUUAGAGAUGAGCGGCUAAAUAGAAUGUUUCAGACACCACAUGCUGUACAAUGGAUGCGUCCUGAAGCUCAAGAAGGGUGCCUAGUGUCAGACUGGUUCAACAUUCUAGUACUGCAUCAGAACAGAAUAAAGACAAAUCCUAAAAAUGCAAUAAAUGAGCACUUUUUGCCUAGAUUCCUUGACUUUAUAGUGUGGGGACAUGAGCAUGAAUGUCUUGUUGACCCUCAGGAAGUUCCAGGUAUGGGUUUCCACAUCACUCAGCCCGGUUCUUCUGUGGCAACAUCACUGAUUGACGGAGAAUCAAAGCCGAAGCAUGUGCUUCUUUUGGAAAUUAAGGGAAAUCAGUACCGCCCAACCAAGAUACCUUUAAAGUCAGUGAGGCCUUUUGAGUAUACUGAGGUCAUAUUAAAAGAUGUUGCUGAUAUUGAUUCUAAUGACCAAAACUCUAUUCUUGAAUAUUUGGACAAAGUGGUCAGAAAUAUGAUAGACAAAUCUAGUGAAAAGGUGGUAAACAGAUCAGAACUCAAACUUCCACUAGUUCGGAUAAAGGUGGACUACUCUGGAUUUAUGACAAUAAAUCCUCAAAGGUUCGGACAGAAGUAUGUGGGGAAGGUUGCAAAUCCUCAAGACAUUCUUAUAUUCUCAAAAGCUUCAAGAAAGGGUCGCAAUGAAGCUAAAUUUGAUGAUUCUGAACGACUUUGCCCAGAAGAAUUAAAUCAACAAAACAUAGAAGCUUUAGUUGCUGAGAAUAAUCUGAAAAUGGAAAUCCUUCCAGUUGGUGACUUGGAUGUUGCAUUGCACAACUUUGUUAGCAAGGAUGACAAAAUGGCUUUUUAUUCUUGUGUGCAAUACAAUCUUGAAGAAACAUGCAACAAAAUUUCUCGGGGUUCAGAUACUCAGAAAUUUGAAGAGGAAGAUUUAAUUCUUAAAGUUGGGGAGACCCUGCAGGAACGUGUCAAGGAAAGGGCAGUCCACUCUAAAGAAAAUUCGCAGGUCAUGUCCAAUGUGCAGUCCAUGGAGGAUAUGAGAAGCAAAAGCACUACAGGAAUUGGGAAUGCAGUUUCAUUUAGUGACGAUGAAGACACAACCCAGAUAUCCAAGGCCACUAGAGGCAGAAAAGGGGUGUCAGCAACUUCAAAGUCUUCUCGUGGUGCUUCAGAAGUUGGUAAAACUUCCACGCGAGGAAGGGGUAGGGGUCGUGGCAGGGGUGCCCGCAGCUUGAAACAGACAACUCUCGAGGCAACUCUAGGUUUUCGCCAUUCUUCCAGAUCUGCAUCAGUUGCUGCAAGAGCUGCGGUCCAAAGUAUGGCUGAUGGUGAGGAUAGCGUGGAUUCUGCUUCUAGUGAUGAAGCAGGAAAAUAUGAAACUAAUGAGGUCAAUGACAGUUCGGAAAAUGAUGAAAAUCCCCAAGGUGUAGGACGGAAAAGAGCUGCUCCACGAGGAAGGGGUAGAGGGUCUGUGUCAUCCUCUAAGCGUGGAAGGAAAUCAGAGAACUCUUCUAUUCAAAGAUUGCUCAUGAGCAAAGAUGACGAGGAUGAUGAUGAGGAUGACAUGCGAAAAAGAUUAAAUAAGUCUCAACCUCGGGUAACAAAGAAUUAUGGUGCUCUGAGGAGGUAGCUACAAAGAAUUAUGGUGUUCCGUUUGUCUUUUCAAAUAUUAUGCUGAUUGGCCCACUUCUUUGUAUGGGUUCCUUGUGCAUAACGUUCCAUGUUCAGGAUGGAAGAAUGUUUAAGUGAUGCAUUUUGUUAACGUUUUCAUCCAUUCUCGAAGAUAUAUAAUGAAGUGAUAGAUGAAAUGUAUAUUCUGUGCUCUGAGAUUGUUCAUUUCUA